AUGAGCGCACUCACCACCACAUAUUUAUUAUGUAUUUUAGUUGGCUCUUUAUCAGUUCUUAUAAUGUGUGGAAACCUCCUUUUAAUAACCUCCAUCAUUUACUUCAAACAGCUCCACACUCCUACAAACUACCUCAUCCUGUCUCUCGCUGUAGCUGACCUGCUUGUUGGAGUUGUAGUUUUGCCUUUUAGCACAGUACUGGCUGUGAGCUCUUGUUGGUAUCUUGAAGAUUUACUCUACAGAUAUUAUGCAGUGUGUCAGCCUCUGAUAUACAAAGCUAAAAUAAAUGUCUGUGUUAUUCUGAUCAUGAUCCUGGUGAGCUGGACAGCUCCAGCUCUAAAUGGAAUUAGCAUGACAUUUUUGGGAGUGAACCAAAGACAAUCUAAUAGGUGUGUUUUAUUUCAAAAUGUAAGGUUAGCAAUUAUGCCAAUUGUUUUUGGGUUUUAUUUUCCAGCUAUUGUAAUGGUCUGUAUCUACUUAAAGAUUCUGAUGGUGGCACAGAGACAGGCACGCAGCAUCCACAACACAACCUGUCAGAGCACAAAAUCUGAAAUUAAGAAGGAGAGAAAGGCCACCAAAACUCUGGCUAUUGUAAUGGGAGUUUUUCUCAUCUGUUGGACUCCUCUCUUUCUUUGUAUGACCUUUAACCCUUUGAGUAAUUACACAAUACCUGUUGCUGUGAUUGCAGCAUUUAAGUGGCUUGGAUGGUCAAAUUCAAUGCUCAAUCCAUUGAUCUAUGCUUUCUUUUACAGCUGGUUUCGAUCAGCUUUCAAAAUAAUAAUUUCUGGGAAAAUAUUUCAAGAAAACAUCUUGCCUUGUCCCUGUGCUAAAAAGGCACCAUGUCCCAGUGGCUCCAAGGACUACAGACCAGUGACAUUGACCUUACACAUUAUGAAGACCCUGGAGAGACUUGUCUUAGAUCAGCUGCGGCCCAUGUGGAAGGUCGAGGUGAACGGCAGCGGUGGACGGCGGUGA
This is a messenger RNA of Morone saxatilis (striped sea-bass), 975 nucleotides long. RefSeq names its product trace amine-associated receptor 1-like. Bases 1 to 975 code for a protein of 324 amino acids. Gene Ontology annotation, biological process: adenylate cyclase-activating adrenergic receptor signaling pathway. Gene Ontology annotation, cellular component: membrane. The transcript has 4 exons. Gene Ontology annotation, molecular function: G protein-coupled receptor activity. Lineage: Eukaryota; Metazoa; Chordata; Actinopteri; Moronidae. The record is from RefSeq and is a predicted model, not a curated record.